Molecule: messenger RNA, 395 nt
Organism: Synchiropus splendidus (mandarinfish)
Lineage: Eukaryota; Metazoa; Chordata; Actinopteri; Syngnathiformes; Callionymidae
Product: NADH dehydrogenase [ubiquinone] 1 beta subcomplex subunit 1-like
Exons: 3
Coding region: 118-294 (58 amino acids)
Cellular component (GO): mitochondrion
Source: RefSeq, a predicted model, not a curated record
CCGAUGUCCUCUGCCCGGUGAGCCAAGAGCAGAAGGCACGAGCGAAGACAAAAACGAGGUAAAUCCCCCCGUUUUCUGCACAAUAUUGUCGUUCCAGUUUGAGUGAAUAUGUAAACCAUGGUCAACGUUCUGGCGUUUGCACGUGAGCACUGGGCGCAGUUAUUUUUGCCGGCGGGAUUUCUGCUCGGGUGGUACCUCGACAAACUGCAGGACCAGAAGCUGACGACUUACAGAAACAAGAGUCUCUUAUACGGCAGGGAGCUGAAGCCUGGUGAGGAGGUGACAUGGAAGUAGACCUUGUCAGCUCUGGUGUGACCCUGCGUUCAGAUUAUUUAAGAUGAUCCCAUUACAUCCGAGUUGUAUCAACCAUUAAAUGUAAUAAUUUCACAAAAUAA